AUGAUUGUUCAGGUAUUGUGCAUAUAUGCAGCAUAUAUGCUGUCGAACGUUAUACCGGCUGCUUACCAGUACAUUUAUUCAAGAUGCAGAAAUCACCAGGUGUGGGAUGACAUCAAAGGGAGGCAUGUUCUGAUAAACGGCGCAACAGGAAGCAUAGGAGCCGCGCUUGCAUUGGAGUUUGCGAACCGAGGAAUGAAAAUCGUGCUUGUUGGAAAAAACGAAUCUAAGCUGGUAAAGAUCCAUUUGAAGAUAAGCCAGAUUACAGAAUGCCACAUGUAUAUCAUUGAUUACACCAAGAAGAACAAUUUUGACUUCAUAGACAAAUACGACAUCAGAGUUCUAGUGAACUGUGUUGGCACAGCAAACACCAGCCCUGGAUACUUUGUGGAACAUCCUUUUGAAGAGAUCAUAAAGACCAACCUGGAAGGGCCUGUGGUGUUGAUGAAGCGCAUUCUGGCCAACAUGAUGGAGAAUGGGUGUGGAUAUGUCCUAAGCAUAGGGCCAUUGAUGGAGAAUGUGCCUAGUCCAUUGUAUUCAUCUUAUGGAUGCUCAAAGGCUGGCCUAGUGUCGCUCUCUAAUUCGCUUUAUUAUGAGUUGGAAGAAUGUGGAAUCAAUGUAGAGUAUGCAUACUUUGGAUACAUGGGCCAGAGCAAAGAUGGACAGGACAGCUCUUCUGUAUUCAGGCCAUCACCAAGAGUGCUUGCAUGCUCGAUUCUCAGCACAUUUGGAUCUGGAAAGGCGUGCAUUCCUUACCUCCCGCACUUUCUUGUGUAUCUUGUAAUCAUCUGCAUUCCAUCUCCGCUCCUCAACAGGCUCAUAUUCUUCAGCAACAGGCAGAAGAUGAUUGAUGAAAGGAAGCGAAUGGCAAGCUGUUAUAAAGAUAAAGAUCGCUAG
Molecule: messenger RNA, 894 nt
Organism: Ordospora pajunii
Lineage: Eukaryota; Fungi; Microsporidia; Ordosporidae
Product: short chain dehydrogenase
Exons: 1
Coding region: 1-894 (297 amino acids)
Molecular function (GO): oxidoreductase activity
Source: RefSeq, a predicted model, not a curated record